Molecule: messenger RNA, 483 nt
Organism: Prorocentrum cordatum
Lineage: Eukaryota; Dinophyceae; Prorocentrales; Prorocentraceae
Source: the annotation of a GenBank genome assembly
CCCAGUCCGACGCAAGGCCCCUUGCCGCACCUCCAGACCUCGAGGGAGCAGCUGCGGGCAUUCCUGCGGGUGGUGGACACGGCCAUCCAGGAGCAAGAGGAGGCGGAGAAAGGUGGCAUCGAUGCGACCACGACCCCGGCAGAACAGUGGCCUCCCUGGCUUUCCCUGGGCAGCUCUCGGCCAAAAUCAAAUCGGAAGGGGCCUCGUGCCCAGGCCGUCUUCACCCGGCUACACUCAGGGACGACGAUGGCUGGGCGGACCAGGAAGGCUGGGACCCCCCGCAGCGGCCAGGCAGGGAGCAAGUACUGGCGCGUCAAUGGGGCAAAUGGGGAAGCCGAUGGCGACGGUUUUCACGACCUGCAGCCGCGCGGGUCAUGGAGGGCGACCUCGCUGCUGUCCUUGGGCGGGCCGGGUGUCUGCGGGGCGCAAAAGCCUUUGUCGGCGGACGCUGGAUCCCGUGGCCUUCGCCCCAGGCAUCCAUGA